AUGAUGAUGAUGAUGAUGCUGUACCUGUACGGUGGCGAUACACCACUGCACAUGGCCUGCUAUCACGGUUAUGUCAAGGUGGUGGAGAUGCUGUUGCAGCACGGUGUUGAUGCUAAAGCCAAGACCAACGGUGGCGAUACACCACUGCACAUGGCUUGCCAUAGGGGUUGUGUCAAGGUGGUGGAGAUGCUGUUGCAGCACGGUGUUGAUACUAAAGCCAAGAACGACAAUGGCGAAACACCACUGCACAAGGCCUGCCAUAGGGGUCGUGACAAGGUGGUGGAGAUGCUGUUGCAGGUGGCGAUACACCACUGUACAGGCUUGCCAUUCACGGGUUGUGUCAAGGUGGUGGAGAUGCUGUUGCAGCACGGUGUUGAUACUGAAGCCAAGAACAAGGUCAGAUGGCUAUACAGCACUGCACUGGGCGUGCCAUAG
Molecule: messenger RNA, 435 nt
Organism: Monosiga brevicollis MX1
Lineage: Eukaryota; Choanoflagellata; Craspedida; Salpingoecidae
Exons: 6
Coding region: 1-435 (144 amino acids)
Molecular function (GO): protein binding
Source: RefSeq, a predicted model, not a curated record